AUGUCCGCCCACGCCCACGCGCCAACCUCGCGCGCCCCACCCGACGAAGUGCGCUCGCUCGACCUCCUCGCGCAACGACUACAGCAUCUGAACGGCGCGCUCGAAGUCCUCAAGAACACGCAGCUCUCGUACAGCUGGGACGCGAGCGCGCCGCCCGCGCCGUGGCCGACCGUCGCCCACCAGUCCAACAUCAUCAACGGCCGCCUCAGCGCGCUGCUCGAGGCCUUCGCCGCCAACCGCACCCUGCUCAACCAAGCCCACCCCUUCCCGCUGCCCACUUUCCCGGGCCGCUCCCAUGAGAACAUGGCCACCCAGCUGACCCGCAAGAAGAUGGUGCCUUGGGUGGAAGACUGGAUCGCCGACGGCCUCAAGCUGGCUACGGGCGAUGAGGCUGCUGAGGAUUCGGUGGCAAGGGUUGACGGCGCGCGGCCGUUGAAGCUGGCGGGGGAAGGUGGUCUGACUGGCGAGCAGAUUGAGGAGUUGUGGGAUUGGGCGGGGCCGGCGGGUGGCGAGAUUGGUAGGGAGGUUUUGACGGCUGAGGAUGAGGAUGAAGAGGGCGACGACGAGGAUGAAGAUGAGGAGGACGAGGAGGAGGGUGCGAUGGAAGGCGUCGAGGGUGCUGGGGCCGAGAAGAAGACGGAGACCAUGCCGCCCAUCCGCCCGAUGAUGCCCUUGGACGACAUCUUGAAGUUCGUCAGCACUGGCGUGGCGCCGUGA
This is a messenger RNA of Lasiodiplodia theobromae, 717 nucleotides long. Its product is annotated as RNA polymerase ii mediator complex component med8. The record is from RefSeq and is a predicted model, not a curated record. The transcript has a single exon. Gene Ontology annotation, molecular function: transcription coregulator activity. Gene Ontology annotation, cellular component: mediator complex. Gene Ontology annotation, biological process: regulation of transcription by RNA polymerase II. NCBI's taxonomy places the organism in Eukaryota, Fungi, Ascomycota, Dothideomycetes, Botryosphaeriales, Botryosphaeriaceae. Bases 1 to 717 code for a protein of 238 amino acids.